Messenger RNA from Plasmodium malariae, 3645 nucleotides. Its product is annotated as Plasmodium exported protein (PHIST), unknown function. NCBI's taxonomy places the organism in Eukaryota, Apicomplexa, Aconoidasida, Haemosporida, Plasmodiidae. The transcript has 4 exons. The record is from RefSeq and is a predicted model, not a curated record. Bases 1 to 3645 code for a protein of 1214 amino acids.
AUGGAUUUAAAAAGGGUGAAUGUUAACAACGGAAUUUUUACGCGAACUAGAAAAUCCUUUAUUACUAAAAAUAAGAACCAUAAUAAUUGCUAUCCAAAUUAUUUAUGUAGAGCUGAAAAAAAAUAUAAAAAAAAAAGUACUAAGAAUGUUGUAUCUUUUGGAUUUAUGAAUGUAUUCUUUUUAUAUCUAUUAUAUCUUUUAUUAGAAAAUGAAUACACAUUUGAAGACACAAUAAAAUCAGAAUUCCAAUUAAGUAAUAGAAUCUCAAGGAAAUUAGGUUUUUCUAAAACAUUUUCUGAAAAUGGUAAAAAUAAUAAAUAUUUACGGGAAAAAAACACAUAUGAUAAUUUAGAUGAUAUAAAAUAUAAUACACAUAAUAGUAAAGUGAACCAUUCCAAUAAUGUGUCCCAAGGUAUGUUUCAACCUUCUGAAGUUUUGGACAUAAUUAAAAAGCAAGUUAAAGAUAAAAAUGAGAAAAAAGCCAUUCUUAAAAAUGGAAGCAUAAAUAGCAACAAAAAUAGUGAUAUAAAUAAGAACCUAAGUAGUGUUAUAUAUACAAAUACAAAUACAGUUACACAUGAACAAGAACACAGAGAUCAAAAUAUACAUCAAAAUAACUAUCAAAAUAAGAACCCAACUAUUACACAAUCAUAUAAACAAGGACCUCAAAAUAUAAAUCAAAAUGUAAAUCAAAAUAGCAAUCAAAAUAAGAACCAAAAUAAUGUUAUAAAUACAAAUAUAAAUACAGUUACACAAGCAUAUAAACAAGGACCUCAAAAUAUAAAUCAAAAUGUAAAUCAAAAUAGCAAUCAAAAUAAGAACCCAAAUAAUGUUAUAAAUACAAAUAUAAAUACAGUUACACAAGCAUAUAAACAAGGACCUCAAAAUAUAAAUCAAAAUGUAAAUCAAAAUAGCAAUCAAAAUAAGAACCCAAAUAAUGUUAUAAAUACAAAUAUAAAUACAGUUACACAAGCAUAUAAACAAGGACCUCAAAAUAUAAAUCAAAAUAACCCAAAUAAUGUUAUAAAUACAAAUAUAAAUACAGUUACACAAGCAUAUAAACAAGGACCUCAAAAUAUAAAUCAAAAUGUAAAUCAAAAUAUCAAUCAAAAUAAGAACCAAAAUAAUGUUAUAAAUACAAAUAUAAAUACAGUUACACAAGCAUAUAAACAAGGACCUCAAAAUAUAAAUCAAAAUGUAAAUCAAAAUAGCAAUCAAAAUAUCAAUCAAAAUAAGAACCAAAAUAAUGUUAUAAAUACAAAUAUAAAUACAGUUACACAAGCUUAUAAACAUAGACCUCAAAAUAUAAAUCAAAAUGUAAAUCAAAAUAGCAAUCAAAAUAAGAACCAAAAUAAUGUUAUAAAUACAAAUAUAAAUACAGUUACACAAGCAUAUAAACAAGGACCUCAAAAUAUAAAUCAAAAUGUAAAUCAAAAUAGCAAUCAAAAUAAGAACCAAAAUAAUGUUAUAAAUACAAAUAUAAAUACAGAUACACAAGCACAUAAACAUAGACCUCAAAAUAUAAAUCAAAAUGUAAGUCAAAAUAGCAAUCAAAAUAAGAACCAAAAUAAUGUUAUAAAUACAAAUAUAAAUACAGUUACACAAGCAUAUAAACAAGGACCUCAAAAUAUAAAUCAAAAUGUAAAUCAAAAUAACGAUCAAAAUAAAAACUCAAAUAAUGUUAUAAAUACAAAUAUAAAUAAAGAUUCAUAUGGAGAUCAACACUUAGACCAAAACAUGAACCCAAAUAGUGAUAUUACUACUGAUACAAAUAAAGAUAUACAUGCAGAUGAACAUUUAGAUCAGAAUUCCGAUAAAGAUAUGGACUCAAACAGUAAUAUAGAUAUAAACGAAAAUACAGUUACACAAGGAGAUGAACAUUUAGAUCAAACUAACGAUAAAGAUAUGGACUCAAACAGUAAUACAGAUAUAAACGAAAAUACAGUUACACAAGGAGAUGGACAUUUAGAUCAGAAUUCCGAUAAAGAUAGGGAUUCCAAUAAAGAUAUAAAUACAUGUGAAAAUACAGUUACACAAGGAGAUGAACAUUUAGAUCAAACUAACGAUAAAGAUAUGGACUCAAACAGUAAUACAGAUAUAAACGAAAAUACAGUUACACAAGGAGAUGGACAUUUAGAUCAGAAUUCCGAUAAAGAUAGGGAUUCCAAUAAAGAUAUAAAUACAUGUGAAAAUACAGUUACACUAGGAGACGAACAUUUAGAUCAAACUAACGAUAAAGAUAUGGACUCAAACAGUAAUACAGAUAUAAACGAAAAUACAGUUACACAAGGAGAUGGACAUUUAGAUCAGAAUUCCGAUAAAGAUAGGGAUUCCAAUAAAGAUAUAAAUACAUGUGAAAAUACAGUUACACUAGGAGACGAACAUUUAGAUCAAACUAACGAUAAAGAUAUGGACUCAAACAGUAAUAUAGAUAUAAACGAAAAUACAGUUACACAAGGAGAUGGACAUUUAGAUCAAACUAACGAUAAAGAUAUGAACUCAAACAGUAAUAUAGAUAUAAACGAAAAUACAGUUACACAAGGAGAUGGACAUUUAGAUCAGAAUUCCGAUAAAGAUAGGGAUUCCAAUAAAGAUAUAAAUACAUGUGAAAAUACAGUUACACUAGGAGACGAACAUUUAGAUCAAACUAACGAUAAAGAUAUGGAUCAAAACAGUGAUAUAAAUACAGAUAAAAAUAAAGAUACACAUGAACAUGAUCAUGGAGAUGAAAAUGGAAAUGAGCAUGGAGAUGAAAAUGGAAAUGAGCAUGGAAAUGAAAAUGGAAAUGAGCAUGGAAAUGAAAAUGGAAAUGAGCAUGGAAAUGAAAAUGGAAAUGAGCAUGGAGAUGAGCAUGCAAAUGAGCAUGGAGAUGAGCAUGCAAAUGAGCAUGGAGAUGAAAAUGGAAAUGAGCAUGGAAAUGAAAAUGGAAAUGAGCAUGGAGAUGAGCAUGCAAAUGAGCAUGAAAAUGAAAAUGGAAAUGAGCAUGAAAAUGAAAAUGGAAAUGAGCAUGGAGAUGAGCAUGCAAAUGAGCAUGGAGAUGAAAAUGGAAAUGAGCAUGGAGAUGAGAAUGCAAAUGAUGAUGGCGAUGAUCACAAAUAUACUCAUAGCACAGUACCUUCCAACACAAAUAUUCCUCCGUCUAGUGAAAAAGAUGCAGUUAUUACUGCUGAUUUACAAUAUGACACUAAUGCUACCGAAGGUCAAAUAGGAGAAAUGAUUAAUAAUUUAGGUGAUAUAAUAAGCUUUAAUGAUAUGUUUGUUAUAUUUAAUCUAGUGAAUAAUAACGAAAAAAGAAAAUAUAUCAAUAUGCAAUUACUCAUUGUCAAAUAUUGCGAAAAAGCAGCAAAUACUUAUGGGAUACCACGUUAUUAUGUAGUUAAGCAGUGGAGCAAAUCCUAUCGCAGUAUGACACAGGAAUUAUUGAACAACGAACUAACGUCUUAUAAUAAAUUAUGCUAUUUCCUUCAAAUGGGAAACAGUUCUCAUGUAGCAUUUGUUGAAUUUUUAAAUGAACUAAUAACAUUAUGGGGAAACUUUACAGAAGACAUGAAAAAAUACUGGAUAAAUUAUAUAACCUUGAAGUUCAAAAAAUUCAGUAAAUCUAAAAAGUUCAAGAAUCUGGGAAUGUCAAAGAAUAAGCUAUAA